Molecule: messenger RNA, 1221 nt
Organism: Haliotis rufescens (red abalone)
Lineage: Eukaryota; Metazoa; Mollusca; Gastropoda; Lepetellida; Haliotidae
Product: C-type lectin domain family 4 member E-like
Exons: 2
Coding region: 40-387 (115 amino acids)
Biological process (GO): biological process involved in interspecies interaction between organisms
Cellular component (GO): external side of plasma membrane
Molecular function (GO): carbohydrate binding
Source: RefSeq, a predicted model, not a curated record
CCAGUCAAGUCAGGCUAUCUAUACAGCCGGAGACUGAACAUGUGUUACAAGAAGCACACCGACCCUAAACCGUGGACCGACGCCAAGACAGCAUGCUCAGCAGUGGGGAGCUACCUCGUCAUCAUCAACAGCGCUGAACGGAACCAAUUCAUGUACGACAUUGCUGCAGAUAUAAGGCGGUUUUGGACAAGCGGGAAUAUACUGGAAACAUCAUGGAGAUGGGGAGACAACUCUUCAAUUGUUGAGCCCACAUUCUGGAGCCCCGGGGAACCCGAUCAAAUUGAAGCCCAAAAAUGUCUGGCCUUCUUUGACCCGAGCCUUCCCAACAGCUGGCACACCGGUGCAUGCAGCCACCUUCUACCCUUCGUCUGUGAACUAGCGAUGUAGACAGUUGCUGACACACAUUUAAGUGAUCUACUAUUUAAUAUUUUUGUGGAAUGUUUGUAUUAUACCCCUGACUAUGUAACUGGCAUAAUCGUAACUGUCUCGCUAAACAAAACUGAAGGAAUGCUGUUGCGUCCUUCGGCGAUGCUGGGAUUCGCUGGUCGUCUGUUCGAAUCCCAAAUUCGUCCUGACAAUAAUUGUCCUGAUUUUGAUCCUUACUGAGACAGAAUCAUACCCGUGGUUGGUUCAGAAAAAGUCCCCAAACUUCACUUGAUGAGCCCAUAUUCUGGAAAAACCGGACGUUGAUAGUGCAGCCCAACAAUGUCUGGCCUUCUGGGACCCGAGCCUCCCCAACAGCUGGCAUUCUAGUAACUGUUACAGACAUAUGACGGGCUAUGUCUAUGAAAAGGCUGUGUAGAAACGUUUGUGCUUCAGUAACAUACGUGUGAGGCGUCAUAUAUAGUUGUACAGUAAACUACGGUUAUAACGAACUAAAAGAGACCACUUUGUUUAGUUCGUUAUAACCGCAGUUCGUUACAGGUACAUAUUCAGCUUAUAUACAGCAAAUGGACGGGACCUCCAAACAGUUGGUUAUAUCCGUCUGUUCGGUAUAAGCGUGUUCGUUAUAAACGUAGUUUACUGUACUUUCAAUUUACUUGUAAUUUGCGAAAGCCAUUAUCUGUUGAUGAAAAACUCUAUUAUCUAUUAUCGAUAACUUAAUCAGUUAACGUUAUGUCUGAUGGUCUUAUUUUAUAUGUCUGUAUUGCCCUUACCUUCAGUAUGCAGCAUUGUGUUUGAUCCAAAGGCCUCGUAUACAAUAAACUGAACUGAACUGAA